This is a messenger RNA of Xenopus tropicalis (tropical clawed frog), 8047 nucleotides long. It is a transcript of the gene zfx, whose product is annotated as zinc finger protein X-linked. The record is from RefSeq and is a predicted model, not a curated record. Lineage: Eukaryota; Metazoa; Chordata; Amphibia; Anura; Pipidae. Gene Ontology annotation, cellular component: nucleus. The coding region runs from base 400 to 2781 and encodes 793 amino acids. The transcript is spliced from 8 exons. Gene Ontology annotation, biological process: regulation of DNA-templated transcription. Gene Ontology annotation, molecular function: DNA binding; metal ion binding.
CCGCCCCCCGGCUGGGAACCCAUGGAGCUUGCUGCUAACCUAUGGAGCUUACUGGGCCCCGGCCUUGGCUGUGCAUCACACAAUGAGCUUCGCACACGGCCUCCCCCUUCCGCAUUUUCCUGAGGCUCUGCGCCAGUGACGUUUACUGCUGACGGCUGCUCGGCCAGGAGAGCUGCCCGCUCUUUUUUUCCCUCUCUCCCUCCUUCCCCCUCUCAGCAAUCGAGCUCGGCCCCUCCCUUUCUGCCUCUCGCACUCGCUCUAUACCUUCCCCCCCUCCUCCCUCCCUUCGAAUCAGCCAUCGCGUUCGGGCCUAAAGAGACGAGCAAGGCAGAAUAGGAAACCGUGCGGGAAAUUCCCGCCAACGUUCCGCAGAGUGUUGGCUAAUGUUUGUUCAGAGUCAUGGAAGAUGUAGCAGAACUUGAACUUCAGACAACAGAGCCGCAUGCAUUUUUUCAUGCUUCAGGAGCCGGAGAUCGACAUCUUAAUGGGAAUGAAAUAAUUGUGGAAAUACAAGAAACUGUCUUUGUGGCCGAUGGAGAUGGAAAUAUGGCAGUGCAGGGCUUUGGACCAGAUGAGGGUGACUCUGUUGUAAUUCAGGAUGUCAUUGAGGAUGUUGUAAUUGAAGAUGUCCAGUGCUCGGAUAUCUUGGAUGGAGCCAGAGUAUCUGAGGCUGUUAUUAUCCCUGAACAGGUUCUGGAAGAUGAGGUGGGCACAGGGGACGAAGAACAAGUGCUGGAAGACGAUUCAUUAACAUCCUGCGAUGUACCAGACAAUGUCUUGGACUCUGAACUUGUUGAUGGUGAAUUGACUAUUCCUGACUCAGAAACUGGCGUGCAUUCUGUUUCAGGACAUGUUGUAGGAGAGGAAAUAACAGAUGAUGCACUGGAGGAGGACAUGAUUUCAGAGGAGGUCUUAGUAGCAGACUGUGUCUCAGAAGCAGUAAUUGAUGCUAAUGGGAUCCCAGUGCAUGAAAACGACAGUGAGGAGGUGAAUUGUGAUGAUUACCUUAUGAUCUCCUUGGAUGAUGCAGAAAAGAUUGAUGAAGAUGGUGCGGAGGAGAUAACCAUGAGGGGUGCAGUAGAAGGGGACUCCAGCAAGUUGGAUGGGUCAUGUCCAGAAGUCAUCAAGGUGUAUAUUUUUAAAGCAGACCCUGGUGAAGAAGACUUGGGAGGCACAGUAGAUAUUGUGGAAAGCGAGUCUGAAAAUGAUCAUGGAGAUGGAUUUCUUGAUUCUCACAAUGGAGGACGUAUGCCAAGGGAAAAGAUGGUGUACAUGGCUGUGAAUGACUCUCAGAAUGACGAUGACCUGGAUGUUGCUGAGAUUGCAGAUGAAGUAUACAUGGAGGUGAUUGUUGGAGAGGAGGAUGCGGCAGUAGCACAUGAACAUCAACUGGAGGAUGCUGAACUGAGCAAGACUUUCAUGCCAGUUGCCUGGGCUGCUGCUUAUGGUAAUAAUACUGAUGGUAUUGAGCACAGAAAUGGAACAGCCAGCGCUCUUUUGCACAUAGAUGAAUCAGAUGGCUUGGACAGGCUAACGAAACAAAAACCAAAGAAGAAAAGGAGAGGAGAAAACAGGCAGUACCAAACAGCCAUAAUUAUUGGACCAGACGGCCACCCACUUACUGUUUACCCAUGUAUGAUCUGUGGCAAGAAGUUCAAGUCUCGAGGCUUCCUAAAAAGACACAUGAAAAAUCACCCUGAGCACCUGGCCCGCAAGAAGUAUCGUUGCACAGACUGCGACUACACCACUAACAAGAAGGUGAGCCUACACAACCAUCUGGAAAGCCACAAACUGACAGCUGCAGUCAUCAAGACCGAAAAGGAUCUGGAGUGUGAGGAAUGUGGGAAGAUAUUCCUACAUGCAAAUGCUUUGUUUGCCCAUAAGUUAACACACAAAGAAAAAGCUGGCAACAAGAUGCACAGAUGUAAGUUCUGCGACUAUGAGACAGCAGAGCAGGGUUUGCUAAACCGGCACUUGUUAGCUGUACACAGCAAGAGUUUCCCUCACAUAUGUGUGGAGUGUGGGAAGGGCUUCCGUCACCCGUCUGAGCUUAAGAAACACAUGAGAACACACACAGGAGAGAAACCGUAUUUGUGCCAGUAUUGUGAUUACAGGUCUGCUGAUUCAUCCAACUUGAAGACCCACGUCAAGACCAAGCACAGUAAAGAGAUGCCCUUUAAGUGUGAUAUUUGCUUGCAGACUUUUGCAGAUUCUAAAGACUUGCAGGCACAUGCCAUUCUACAUCAGGAAAGCAAGAGCCACCAAUGCCUGCACUGUGACCACAAGAGCUCGAACUCCAGUGAUCUGAAGCGACACAUUAUUUCUGUACAUACCAAGGACUAUCCACACAAGUGUGAGGUUUGUGAGAAGGGCUUUCAUAGGCCCUCGGAACUUAAAAAGCACGAGGCAGCACACAAGGGUAAAAAGAUGCACCAGUGCAGGCACUGUGAGUUCCAGAUUGCAGAUCCAUUUGUGCUGAGCCGACAUAUAUUAUCUGUACAUACUAAGGAGUUGCCAUUUAGAUGCAAACGAUGUAAAAAAGGCUUUAGGCAGCAAAUGGAACUGAAAAAGCACAUGAAGACUCACAGUGGUAAAAAAGUGUACCAGUGCGAGUACUGUGAGUACAACACCACUGAUGCUUCCGGCUUUAAACGACAUGUCAUUUCCAUCCACACCAAAGACUACCCUCAUCGUUGUGACUACUGCAAGAAAGGCUUUAGGCGGCCAUCUGAAAAGAACCAGCAUACCUUGAAACAUCAUAAAGAGGCUGGCUUAAUUUGACCUUGCACAGGACUUUUUCCAACAUAAAGACACAGACCUAGACCCAUUCUUGUAAAAUGUACUGUCUGUUUUUGCCCUUCGUCUUUGCAUUUUUUUUUUUUUUUAAAUAGUUUACAUGCCUCUUGUUAAACUAAUAUUAUUUUUAUACUCCACCUCUGCUCUUUGUUUAAUAAAUUAACAAAGUUGCAAGCUGAGGAAGAUGCUGUAGAUGUAUCUUUUUAUUCUUCUUCCUCUCCCUAAGUAUUUAAGCCUGGAUUUUUUCAUUUGUUUAUUUUGCUUAUUUUUUAAGAGCAGUUCAUCUUAAAUAAAGCUGCUAUGAUCACUUAAAAUACAACAUACAUUUUAAUCUCUUACUUGAUGCUUUAAAGUGGAAACUGGGUCUGCUUGCUGCUGAAGGACCACAAGAAUAACGCAGAGCCCUAAUUUUAUAAAUAUUUAUAUAGUAUUCCUCAAUAGUGGAAUCCUUGUCAGCUCAGCAAGGAAUGUAGUUACACUGCAUGUUAUGGGCUUUUGUGACAUAACAACACACCUGUGCCCAGAUAGGGAAAAAUUCUCCAACCCACUUUUGCAAAGCAAUUUUAUGUUGCAAAGAUUGCCACCCAGUUAAUAUUACAUACCAAAAUAUGCAGACUUUUCACAAAAAUAAUUUGCAACAAUUUUCUGGCAAUAUUUAUCCAUAGAACUGCUGAGCACUCUGCAUUGGUUAUUAGAAUAUAUGUAUAUUAUUAAAGCUAUACUGCACAGUGGGAGUAGCUACAUGUUCUCAUAAAUGUUGACAAAUUUGUAAAAAUGCACUGAUAACACACACACAAGAUAUAUUUUUAUACAUAAGCAUUAGUUGUACCUGGCAUCUGUUUGCAUUCUGUUAAAAAUUUGCAUGUUUCUUGUGUUUACUUAUAAAUGUAAGUUAUAAGUAACGUAUAAAGGGCAGCAACCGCAAACAAUGAAAUAGAAUGAUGGCAGACUGAAAUAGAAUGCUUAUUUUUUUUUUUCUUUCUUUUUUCAUUGUUUUGGUAAUCAAGGUUUUUUUUGUCAAAGUAGCAUUUUAUCACAGGCAGUAGAGCCCCAGUGUGAGGCUGGGAGGCCUACUGGCAGACCUAUGCAGCCAUAGACAAUAUGAGAAAAAGAAAAGGAGAACUUCCUGCAGUUGCUGGACUGGAAAGCUAAAGCAUAUCAGUUGUGACAUCCAAAGCAGAAUUUCUGGUUUUUGUGAGUCUGUUCUGUAAAGGGAUAUUUAAUAAAAUACAUGGAGAACACAAGCUCAGGCAACAAACUGCUUCUUAAAAUAUAUGAAUAUGGGCUAAUGCACAUUUGCUGUUAAGUAUUUGAAUCAUAGAAGUCACCAAGUUACACGACCAUAUAAAGACACAAGGCAGCUGCCGGAGUACCUUUUAUAUGGGUCAUGGAUGUUUGUAUUAAAAUUUUGAGUAGGGAUGUACUAUCCAUUUUAUGAUCUCUUUAUUGGGGCAGUUGUAUAAUGAUUUGAAGGUUUUAGAAGCUGCAAUGCUGCCUCUAUUUUCUUCCUUGUCAAGACAAAAUUGACUUAUCUAAUGUAGCUUUUGGUUUAGCUUAAAGUCUUCUACCUUUCACUACGCAGCCAAUCUGUGCCACUGCUAUUGAAUGGCUAGUCUUCCCAUGAAAAUGAAGUUAGCUAAGAUGUCUAUGGCAGGGAUGUUUCAGUGUAAGUGGAAAUAGUAGCAUCACUGAAAUACUUGUCACUGCUUUAUAGAUACAUGUUCAGGGACUGGCAUAUUUGCAGAAUGUGGGUAGAAGAUGAUUUAUUUCAUCAUGAUAUAUAAUACAGCAGGACAUAAUUACUUCCAUAGUUCAGAAAACACAUAAUUAUUGGUCAGUGAAACACUCUCUUUUAUGUAAGUCACUUGUUUUUACUUAAGUUAAAACAGUGUUUGUAUGUUUUUAAAUGAUAUUAAAUAUAAAUACUACAAAACAUGUUAUAUACUUGAAUACAGUAUUGUCAAGACAGACAACAUUGCCAGCAUUAGAAAAGUAUUUAUUUAUGUUUAAACUUCAUUCUGAUAGAAAGAUGUGUGCUUUGUCAUUGGCCCUUAUUUACAAUAAAAAGUCAUUAGUGCAGCAGCGUCUCCAUGCUGUGGGGCCAGAUAACAGGUAUAACAUGUUGAGUCAGUCCUAUUAAAAUGGAUCACCUGUACAACCCCUGAGUGGAGGGGCAGAGCCUUUUAUUUUCAGCCAAACUCCUUAGCUUCCACCACAGCAAAAUGCCUUUCUGAAUCUGAAUUGGCUGAAGGAAAAAGGCUAGGAACUGCUGGGAUUUGUAAUGCUUUGUGCCAAAAUUGCAUCAUAGAAAGGGCAUUGCUUAUGAAAACUUUGGGGCAGAUUUAUCAAAAUCUGAGAACUAUUAACAUUUUUCUUGGUACAAAUUAUAUGAGAGAGAGCACCAGAAAAUGUGUUUUUCAGCCAGUUUUCCAAACUUGGGGAUUUAUUAUUCUGAGAGAGACAUGAUAUUUGGUUCAUAUAACUAUAUUUCUUAUCUCGGCACUGAAAUAUUGACCCCCCCCCCCUUAAUGGCACAUAACAUUAAAAAGUUUAAUUAUAGACGGAACGCUCUGAAACCGGAUUUUUCUAUCCUAUCAUGUAUAUAGUCAAAAAUUAUCCCUUUUGGUAAUUCAUGUAUCAGUAUUGCUCUUUGCCAGAUCAGCUUUUGUCAGUUUAGUUUCUUCUAACAAUAAUUUAUGUUCAGGCUUAAAACUUUAUUUUAAAGGUUUUUGUAUGGAAUAUGAACAUGAAUUUUAUGACACUCAAAUUCCUUAACCUAAAUUGUUUGCCCAUAUAUUCAACCCUUUUACUUACCGAAACAUCCAUUUCUGUGGCCAGUUCAUUUGUUACCAACCAAACUGGCGAGCCCAUCACUCGCUCGUUCUGUGGGGAUGUUCCGACCCUUAUGAGUAAUCGGCUUCUCAUUUCCCCAGGUUUAAGUUGAUUGAUUGUCAGGGCCCUGUUCAUCAUGGAAGUAGCUGAUGUCUAUAUUAUGCCUGUAUAUUUUGAGAGCUGGAUAGCGGCAUUUGUGAAUGAAUACAUUUUCUCUUUCCAGCUAUUGUGUUGAUAUGUAUGGCAAGCUUAAACUGCCAUUUAUUGUCUUAUAUUUAGGCACAGUUUCAGUAUGCUUGUAUCACAGCAGGAGAUUAUUGGCCAUUAAGCUGCCACUACUAUCCCUAGAUAGUCACAACACAUUAAAUUACCCAGAUAUAUAUUAUAUAUUGAGAACUCUAGGAUUCAAUAAGUCCAUGUGUUUUCUUCUGUUACUUUAUACAGAAACAGUAGACGCAAUAAAACGCGAUCAAGUCUCCUAGUGUGGCAUUAGCGGACGGCAGGGAAAUGAGAUGUGAAUGGAUUCAUUAUAAGAACCCUGUCUUACUAUAUUUAUUUUUAAUGUGCAUCUGAAACCUUAGUUACUGUAUUUGUUAGUACUGGCCCUUUGUGUAUGUGUGUUUAAGGUUUAGUGUUCUUUUAAUCCCUAAGCACUUUUUCUGAGCCUGUUAGAUUGAUAUUGUGUAUCUCCUGAGUUAGUCUGUCAGUUAUGCAGCUUAUAAUUAUACGUAUUUAUCUCCGUGAUUCAUAUUUACAGUCCUGUUUUGUUGCGUCACCUGAAAUAGAAGUUGUGUUUGCAAACAAUGCUGUUUAGCGCUUCUAUAUAUACCGAGUGUGAGUUCUUCAGCUGAGCUAAAGCCUGAAGCACCUUGCAGCCCAGACCUAAAUAUCUGCCUUUAUUCCCUCACAUUUCUGAUUAAUAGCACUUGUUACCUAUUGUUUAAUAUUAGACUUAUUUAAUGUUCCCAACCAUCUCUCAGUCUUUCCCUUCCAGCUAUUGGAACCCCAAUCCAACUUUCUUUUGCUGUCCUUCAUUAAACAUUAAAUCCUGUUCUAGGGUUCCAAAUGUUCUGUUUCAUUCAGAAUUUGUUGCUGAAUGCAGAUUGGGUGUAAGAUUUAAUUAACUUGUUUAUAGAAACAUAAUUUGGUAAAAGUGUGGCAUUACCCAAAACUGCAGCUUCUAACUUGGCAAAAAUAAAAUGGCGAAUGUACUACUUGGUGUAUUGUAUUUUCCCUUUAAUAAUUAAGGGGGUUGUUUACCUUUAGACUAACUUUGAGUAGGCUGUAGAGAGUUGUGUUCUGAGACUAUUUGUAAUUGUUCUCAUUUGUUAUUAUUUGUGGUUUUUAAGUUAUUUCUCUAUUUGUUCAGCAGUUCUUCAGAUUGUAAUUUUAGCAGCUAUCUGGUUGCUAAUUACCAUAUUAACCUAGCAACCGGACAGUGGUUUGUAUAAGAAACUGGAAUAAGAAUAGGAGAGGGUUUGAAUAGAUUGAUAAGGAAUAAAAAGUAACAAUAAAAUUGUAACAUCACAGAGCAACCUUUUCUUUGGCUGCUGAGAUCCGUGACCCAUUUGAAAGCUGGAAAGAACCAGAAGAGGAAAGCAAAUAAUUAAAACGCAAAAAAUGAAGACCAUUUAAAAAAAGUUUGCUAAGAACUGGCUAUUCUGUAACACACUAAAAGUUAACUUCAAGGUGAACCACCCUUUUAUGGCUUGUCAUUGUGUGCUCCUUAAUAAUAUACACAUUGUAACUGAUGAAAGUCUUCAUUAUAAUGCUGAUUUUGUCCAUCCUCGGAGGGAAUAUAGCGAACUGCCUGAUGAUCUUUGUUCUAGAGGCUUUUGUUUGCUAGGCUAAAAGCAAAAUACCUGCAGAGCAGGAUUAAAAUAAGCCGGAGCUUAACAGGAAACUAUGUAUAAAGAAUUCAGGCAGAGAGAAGGCUGUUUCCCUGCGACUUGUCUUUUUAGUAAGAUGCUAAAGUAUGUAGAGUGUUUUAUUUGCAGAGUUGGACUGUAUAUAUACAUGUACAUUAUUAUUUUUUUAAGCACAAAAUGAAUUCCUUGUCCUAAACACGGGAUUGGCUAAAGUGGAUUUUGUAUAAUACAUGUGUAUACAGAGACUGUAGCUAUUGUUCUUGUAAGUUCUGUAGUUACCAUGGAAUUUUAAUGAAGUCGACAGGACGCGCGCUAUAUACUUUCAAUGUUUCAUUUGAAUGUUUUUAAGAGGUACUUUUUUUUUUUUUUUUUUUUUUUAACACGAGGAUAUAAUGUAAAUGAUCCAUUAGGCCCACCCUGUAACAUAUUGUAUUCUCCGAUUCUCUGUAAAAAUGUGUACAAAAAGCAGAAUCAAUAUAGGGAUGUAAGAUGACAUUGUAACUGUGUAUUUGACAAUGUGCAAAAAUAAAGAUCAGAAUAUUUUCCUGUUA